AACUCUCGGCGGCAGAGGUCAUAAUCCCAGCCUCCCAGCUCCUGCAAGAGCAGCUCAGGAUCUCUCUGAGACAUGGCGCCGACUUCAUCCACCUCAGCGCUCGGCAGUGGCGGGAAAAAUUCAGCUCGGCAUCCCGGCAGCCCCCGCGGCGGGAAGCGGAAGGAGCUGCCAGGGCGUGUGGGGGAGCGGGGCUGCCGUGGGCUAGUGCGGGCGCAGCCGGGGGGCAUCGGCUGGGAGGGGAUCGCCGUGCCUGGCUUUCGUGCUUCAGCCGACGGACAGGGAACAAACCUGGGCUUUGCCACCCGCUGGGCGCUUUGAGUUUACAUCCCUGGGCGUCUGAAACGAGUAAUUCACCUGACUCGGCAGAAGAUCUGACAGUGCCCGAGAGGGAAUUCCGCCGAGUGAGAAUUAAGAAAAAACAUCUUCGGGAAGGGAGGGGAGGGGGGGAAAGUGUCGUUUUAUCUCAUAGAUGAGUGACUCUGGCUGUAAAAAAUUAAGGUGACUUUAUUUUUUUACUGUUAUUCUUGAAAAUGGAUUUUCGAUUCAAUUUUUUUACUGAUGAAAAUGAGAACAAAGAAGACACUCAUGAUGAGACAGAGCUGUACUCUCCAAAACACAAGGAGGCAUCCACAGAGGAAAGCAAGCAAGCUGCCACAGGUAACCAUCAAGAUGACACACCAAAGACGAAGUUCUGUUUUAAGGCUGCCAAGGAGCAUGAUAUUCCUAAAGAUCUUAACAAACUAUUGGAAGAUAAAGUCCUGGAAACUGUGUCAGACAUGCCUUAUGUAAAGGUGUCUGUGACAUGUUUAAAUGGCUCUGAUGAAGAAGGCAUCAUAUCUAAAAGUGUUUCUUCUCAUUCUGAUCUCAUCCCAGGAGUCUAUGAAGGAGGACUAAAAAUCUGGGAGUGCACCUUUGAUCUCUUGGGCUACCUUUCUGAGGCUGAAAUACAGUUUGCUAACAAGACCGUAUUGGAUCUUGGCUGUGGGGCUGGGCUGCUGGGAAUAGUUGCUUUAAGGGGUAAAGCUGAAAAAGUUCAUUUUCAGGACUACAACAGCACAGUGAUUGACAAAAUAACCUUGCCUAAUAUAGUGGCUAACUGUAUAAAUGAGGGCCAUGACAGGAAAACCAGUAUGCCUCCUUCAAAGAGGCCCAAAGUAGCAGAGUGCUUAUCUGAUGUGCCCACCAAAUGCAGACUUUUUUCUGGAGAGUGGUCUGCAGUCACCCAGCUUCUGUUAAGCAGCAACAAACCCUUUUCAAAUUAUGAUAUAAUACUCACAUCUGAGACCAUCUACAAUCCCGACUAUUACAGUGCUUUGCAUGACACACUAGCUCAGCUCCUGGAUACAAAUGGCCGUGUGUAUUUGGCAAGCAAAGUGCAUUACUUUGGGGUUGGUGGAGGUAUCUACCUGUUUGAGAAGUUUGUUGAAGAGAGGAAUGUAUUUAAGACCAGCGUGGUUCAAACGACUGAUAAAGGACUACAGCGAUGUAUUCUAGAAAUGGCCUUUAAAGGUUCCAGUUAAAUCCACUGGACCUGCUAAAAUGUCCUUAAAUGUUAUAAUCCUUAUGUCUCUGCAUUUUCCUCUGCUGAGUUACUCUAUUUUGACAGAUUAAGGACACUUGCUAGUGAAAUGUUUGACAAACCCUGAUAUCUGACUAAGAGGACUCCUCUGAUUCUGGUUUUCCAUUAAAAAAAAAAAAAAAGUGUUUUUCUCUUCCACUUAAAUCAGCACCUGGUUAUGCCAGUUGUCAUUUGUAUGUAUUUUAAAAUGAAGCAAACUGCUGUACCCCUCUCUCAUUCUUUACCAGAACUGUCCUGAGCGCAGCCUGAACAAAAUCAUUCAGCACCCUAACAGUGCAGGAAGCAGGCCCCGAGAGUUAGACUCCUAGCUCAUAUCCAGUUUUAAGUGAAGCAGCAGAUCCAGGCUGGACUGGAAACACACUUGUGUGCUUUGCUGCUCUGCCAGCAGAGGGUGAUGUGAUUGUAUUGCUUGUGUCCUGUUGCGAUCGCCAUCUACAGAUCUUUGAGGGUGGUGGUACAGUGAAACACUGCCCAGCGAAGUAGUGAUGUUUAGGUCACAUCCCUUUAUUAAUUCUGAAAUGGAGUAUUUUUCUCAGGUGAAAUCAAUAAAGUUAGCAGUGGGGUUUUCAGGAUUCCAGAGGAGUUCUGUCCUCAGAAUUCAGCAGGUAAAUGCUGAGAGGAAGCAGAAUUCCACCUUUAGGUUUGUAGGCUGGUUGUUGGUGUUUUCAAUAUCAAUACUAGUUUCCCUAUUCUACAUUAAGACUUUCUCUACCUACCAAAUCACCACCACCCUAGUGGCAAGUUUCCUGCUUCUCUUUAUGGUCUAGAAAAAAUGUUUCACUCACUUGUAAUGCUUUCAGUUACUACUUAAUAGCUACAGAAAUCAGCAUUUCCUCAAAGGACAUGCCACUAGGAAAAAAAAGCACUGGGAAGAUCCUCAAAAGUAUUUUUUGGUAACAGUAAACCUUUCCAUCAGGCCCAGUUUCUUGUAUAUAAAAACCUACCCCACACACAGAUUGGGUUGUAACUCAAUUUAUCAGCUCAUUGCAACUUAUCAACCCUUCCAUCCCCUCAUUUUCUGAAAAAAAAGUCAUCACGUUAAGAAAUCCUAUUUAAACUAUGUCUUUCAUCUAAGUGUUGUGGAGAAAAACUUUAAAAUUAGUCAUUAAACACCUCAGGAAACUAAAUAUAAAAGCUUCUUGGUUUAAGUGGCACUAUCUUCACUGUUGGGUUCCCUUUUAAAGACUAUUUUCUAGUUUUGGGAAAUGAGGAUCUAUCAGUUUUGUAUACUGGCACCAGUUAAAUGGCAUCCCUUACAGUUUUACUUAAGCUUAGGGGGAAAAGCCCAUGAGGAAAACCAAAGCAGGAAGUGCCCCAUUUCCCAGUUAUCAGCUUAUAUGCUCUUCUUGGUUACUCAGUACACAGGCAUUCAAUAAGGUUCUGAAAUUGAGCCCUUCCUAAGAAAAAUAAAAAUUAAAUUUGUUAUCAGUAUAUAGCAUUCUAAGUGGUGAUCACUGCACAAGAGCAGAUGCAAUGCUGGAGAGGAAAGUCCAAACUGCAUGAGGGAAAGCAGGUACCAAUCAAGAGACCUGCACCAUCAGGUUCAAGAGAUCCUGCUCCCAUAUGAUGACUGAGAUGAAGUCUAAUGAGUAAUAGAAUGAUCAGAGGAUGAGAAAAGGAAAUCCCACACUGCCCAGGCAAUCAAAAUGGACACAAAAGGGUGACAUAAGAUGGAUUAUUAGUGUAAUAAGGCAGCUGGGCACUGGACUAAAGCCUCUUAAAUUUUACACUAUGUACUUCAGGAGUCACAGGCACACUGAAAGAAGAAGCCACUACACAGCACCAGAUGCUGGUGGGUAAGUCAUGGAAAAGAGAACAACAGGUUUUAUAUACAAACAUAUUUUGAAAGCUGCAAGUCAGCAGUGUCAGCAUAAGAAUAAAUAGUACCAACCUUGGAAACCACAACUGCGUUCAGAAGGCUGGCAGGACACAAAGCAAUGGCAAGUGCAGCAAAUAGUUUCAACACAAAUGUAGAGCAACAUUCCACCACAAUGGGAUAAAGCAGGUGUUCUAAGUUAAUUCAGGUACUGCCUAGAUGUGCUGGGUCUGGCUGGAAGGUUGUUAACCAAGGUAAUUGCUGCUAUGAAAAAAGAGAAAGACAUCCUCACAGGGAACAAAAGUAGUAUGGGGGAAUCACAGUAAAACGAGUUUGACAUUGAAAUUAGUCUGCUCUGGGGAAGAGUCUUACAGAACACAAGAUUCUUGCUUGUGUGGAAUGUGACUGAAUUUUCAAAUAUAUGGAAUAAAUCAAAGAUCACUGAU
Pogoniulus pusillus (Red-fronted tinkerbird) is the source of this 3841-nucleotide messenger RNA. It is a transcript of the gene METTL18, whose product is annotated as methyltransferase 18, RPL3 N3(tau)-histidine. Gene Ontology annotation, molecular function: protein-L-histidine N-tele-methyltransferase activity. The record is from RefSeq and is a predicted model, not a curated record. Lineage: Eukaryota; Metazoa; Chordata; Aves; Piciformes; Lybiidae. The transcript is spliced from 2 exons. Gene Ontology annotation, biological process: peptidyl-histidine methylation, to form tele-methylhistidine. The coding region runs from base 531 to 1520 and encodes 329 amino acids.